This is a messenger RNA of Perca fluviatilis (European perch), 3319 nucleotides long. Its product is annotated as actin filament-associated protein 1-like 1. The coding region runs from base 136 to 2448 and encodes 770 amino acids. The transcript is spliced from 19 exons. Gene Ontology annotation, molecular function: SH3 domain binding. NCBI's taxonomy places the organism in Eukaryota, Metazoa, Chordata, Actinopteri, Perciformes, Percidae. The record is from RefSeq and is a predicted model, not a curated record. Gene Ontology annotation, cellular component: cytosol.
CUCACUUGGCCGCACAGCAGGCUGACAGAGCUCCGCUGUGUCUUUGGCGAACACGCCUCACAUGUUCACAACCGUAACUUUUAAAUGAAACAACUAACCGGAAAUAAGUAACUAGAAUUUCAAAUAUAAAACGACAUGGACUCCAAACACCAAAGUGUUGUGAUGGAGCGGCUUGUGAAUGAGCUAGGCUCUCUGCUAAAGAUGCUGGACCACGAGACGGUCAGUCCUGCCACUGCUGACAAGAUGGCCUCCAUACGUAACAUCAUGGACUCGAUGCAGCUGUCAGUCAAUGGAUCAGACGUCUACGUGAACAGCUGUCUCUAUGGCAACGGCACUAGUUUUGUAGAGUCUCUGUUUGAGGAUUUUGACUGUGAUCUGCACAUGCUCAGUGUGUCUCCAGUGGAACAGAAAGAGCACAAAGACGAAGAGGAGAAGACUCAUCCCAAUAAAUCUACGCCAACUGACACGCCCCCCCCUCCUCUGCCAACCACCCCCCUUCCUGAUGACUACUAUGAAGAGGCUGUUCCUCUACAUCCUGGAUCCACCCCUCAGUACUUUACCACCAACAUGAACACUUCUAGGAACUCUGUGGAGGAUGCCUACUAUGAAGAUGCAGACAAUAACUACCCCAUUACCAGGCUUAAUGGGCCGCCUAAAAACUCCUACAAUGACUCCGAUGCUCUGAGCAGCUCCUACGAGUCUUACGAGGAAGAAGAAGAAGAAGCCAAAGGGCGAGAACAACCUCAGGGAUGGACGGCUGAGGAGAGUCCCGACGGACCAGUGAAAGACUGCCGCAUCUGUGCCUUCCUGCUGCGAAAGAAACGCUUUGGCCAAUGGGCUAAACAGCUCAUCGUUGUCCGAGACAAUAAACUGCAGUGCUAUAAGAGCAUCAAAGAGAGCACUCCCCACACAGAGCUCCCGCUGAAUCUGUGCAACGUCAUCUACGUCCCAAAGGAAGGCCGGAAAAAGAGACAUGAGUUGCGCUUCUCGUUGCCUGGAGGCGAAGCUCUAGUCCUGGCUGUUCAGAGUAAAGAGCAGGCCCAGCGGUGGCUCAAGGUGGUUCAAGAUGUUGGCAGCCAAUGUAGCAACACUGAAGGACUGGAUGGAUCCACGUCUCCCAUCAUACAGAGGAAGUUGGAGCUUGACAAGGUGCUGCAGUGUGACCGGCAGGCAUCAGACUCAGACAGCGGGCCGACAGCUGAAAACCAGUCCACUGCACAGGGACCAGGACGGGACACCAUAGACUCACUGAACAGGGGGAAGCGCGGAGCAUUCUCAGAGCUGACGGGGUCGAUGAGCCGAGCAGCUGGGAAGAAAAUUAAUCGGAUCAUCACUUUCUCCAAACGGAAACCUCCUUUACCGGGAGAGCCUCCCUCGUCCUCUGGUCAUCAUGACAACCCACGCUGUGGCUUCCUCAGUGUGUGUCUGAGCGGCUCUUGGAAGGAGCGUUGGUGUGUUGUGCGAGGAGGUAGCUUGUACCUGCAGAAGGACCCCGGGGACCAGCGCCCACCAGUCAUUGUGGUGCCGCUCCAAGGUGCAGAGGUGGUGACUGGAGGCCUCGGCCCCAAACAUCCCUUCUCUUUCUGCAUCCUGCAGGCGGGCAGCGAACUAGCAUCUUUAGAGGCCAGCUGCUCAGAGGAUCUUGGCCGCUGGCUGGGUGUGUUGUUUGCAGAGACCGGCAGCACCACUCUCCCUGAAGAACUGCACUAUGACUACAUCGACGUCGAUACGCUCACUGACAUCCGGCACGCUGCCAGACACUCCUUCCAAUGGGCCACUACCACUGCUACCUCCUCCAGCAGUGCCUCGACAGACUCCAGAACAUAUGAUGAGGUCUAUGAAAGUGUUGUGGAGGGGGAUGAUGAGAGCAUAGCUGCACCAGUGAGACGUCAUGCCUCCUUCUCCAGCAGGGACUCUGAAAAAACUGAGCAACAGGCCGCCGUCAAAAGACACGCCUCCAAUGUAAUUCAGUAUGGACGGUAUGGGAAGACGCGUGCAGAGGAGGACGCCAGGCGGUACCUUACUCAGAAGGAAGAGCUGGAGAAGCAAAAGGAAGAGCUCAGACAUGCACUGAUUUCCUUCCGCAGGGAGAAGAAGGACGUGAAAGAGGAGAUGAAGAGUGUUACAGGUCAUGGUCUGGAACAGCGGUUAGCCAAGCUGGAGACGUUGUGUAAACAAAAAGAAGAGGAGAGGGUGGAGCUGGAGCUCAGACUGACAGAGGUCAAAGAAAACUUGAAGAAAUCGUUAGCUAGAGGAGCACUGGGUCCUCCCACUGACACCAAGAUCAGCAUCAAGGCACAGGGCAGCAAGGUUGAAAAGGUUUACAAUGAGACUGUGCCGAUCAACUCAGCAUCGGAGCUUCGUAAACGCCCUCCAUCUCUUCACGCCUCCUCCAAGGGGAACGUCAUGCAGAAGGCAAAGGAGUGGGAGUCAAAGAAGGGGACCUAGACUGAACAUAAACUGGUUGACAGAUGAAUUCAUGGAGAGAGAAAACUGAGCUGUGACAGGAGGAUGUGUAAAAGAAGAAACCGAUGAAGAUAACUGCCACUGGGAAGAAGAGGAAGAAGAAGAAGAGGAGGAGAAAGGGGAAGAGGACAGACCCUGACACAAUCUUUCCUCCCCUUACCUAUCAAGAAAAAGAGGAAACUUUGCAAGGACAGGUGCUGUCUCAACCACUGUAAAUAUGACAGACUUCACUGAUAUACCAGUACAGUAUUAAUGUGGAUCACUAUGAACAUGAAAUGUAUAUGUUUGUGUAAGUUUGCAUGUCUGUUUACAUUUGCACAUGGUUGCAAAACAUGAAAAAGUGAUUAUUUCAUAGAAAUUCAUCGCAAAGGGAGAGUGUGGUUCAUCAACACUAAGUUCAGAGUUACAGGCAAGACUUUCACUGAUUUUAUUCCUUUUUUUCAGGAUGUUUGUCAAUGUAAAAUUAAAAACUAAAGUAAAGAAAUUAUUAUUAUUACCUUAAGUUAUCUUUAUUAGUGAGAGAAUUUCCCACAUCUUGUUAGGUGUGUUAAACAAUUAAGAAAGGAUAUUGAGUAUGACACUGUUCCUAAAAACAAAUGAGUAAAUGUUUAUUAUUGCAAUGUGAAACCAUUGGUUUUUAACCAUUACAUGUGUAUUUUUUUUUAUUUUUUAUAUUUGCCUAUUGCACUUUAUCUUGUUGUAAUUUGUGAUUACACAAAUGUCUUGGAAAUUAGCCUUAGCACCCCCAAUUCACAAUCGUGAGGAUAAAUGCCUGUGUCUGCUUUCAUCACAGAGAUAACAUACACACAUGUUGGAGUAAAUUAUACUUUAUCAAGAAACUUUGUACACCGGA